ACCCGUUCAAAUUCAUGUUCUUCUGACUCUAGCCAUGAAUCUGACAGCUCCUUUGCUGCUGCUGCUUCUCACUGCUUGUGCGGCCAGUGGUGGGCUGGUGCCCAGGGCCUUAUGGCAGUUUGGGAAUAUGAUCAAAUGCCCUCAGCCUGACAUUAGCCCUUUGAAGUACAGCGAUUACGGCUGCUGGUGCGGCUUUGGAGGAACGGGAAGACCUGUGGAUGAAUUGGACAUGUGCUGUAAAGUUCAUGAUAAAUGCUAUGAAGCAAGCAGAAAGGCUCCUGGAUGCACGGCUAUUGCUGACCUUCCCUAUGUUCUUGUCUAUGAUUUCACCUGUUCAAAUCAACAAGUGACCUGCUCAGCUACCAACAACAAGUGCCAGGCUGCCGCGUGUGAGUGUGAUCGGGUGGCGGCUUACUGCUUUGCUCAGUCUGCAUACAACGCCGAAAACAAAAACCUGAAUCCCAAAGUCCGCUGUGUCGACUGAGUUAUACAACCCAUCACAAACACAAACACAAAAGAAAAAGGUUGGAUUUCAAACCUUUUUCUUUUCUAAUUUUCAUUUCUUAAAUGUAAAAGGAGUUUGAUUUUGUUCAAUAGCAUUAGUUUGGAAUAAAGUAGGCAAGUG
Molecule: messenger RNA, 625 nt
Organism: Anoplopoma fimbria (sablefish)
Lineage: Eukaryota; Metazoa; Chordata; Actinopteri; Perciformes; Anoplopomatidae
Product: phospholipase A2-like
Exons: 4
Coding region: 35-484 (149 amino acids)
Biological process (GO): arachidonate secretion; phospholipid metabolic process; lipid catabolic process
Molecular function (GO): calcium ion binding; phospholipid binding
Source: RefSeq, a predicted model, not a curated record